This is a messenger RNA of Necator americanus (New World hookworm), 2802 nucleotides long. RefSeq lists its product as uncharacterized. The transcript has 4 exons. Bases 1 to 2802 code for a protein of 933 amino acids. The record is from RefSeq and is a predicted model, not a curated record. Lineage: Eukaryota; Metazoa; Nematoda; Chromadorea; Rhabditida; Ancylostomatidae.
AUGACGUCGGAGCCGCUUCGAUGGCACAAACCGUGGAAAAUCAUAUGUCGUCGAACGUGCAAGGCGGUUGGGCGACGACCUGUGGCGAAAGCUAAGCUCACCGUGGCAUGGCUGCUUAGUUUGGGGAAAAGUCUCUUUGCCACUCCAGCGUAUUCACUGCCUCAGCACCCUGCACACUGGGCCCUGCCGUCUCAGACGUCGGACGGUAUGGCGACCGGUGAGAGGCGAUCAAAUCUCAGGUUGCUCAGGACGUCAUUGAUUCUGGACCAAAGCGACACACGCACGACUCGCCAUGGAGACUGUCUCAGACUGUGUACUUACAACGCGAGAACAGUUUCCACAGAUGCUGACCUGCAUGCCCUUUUCGGAGCUGCAGAGGGUAUCAAAUUUUACGUGAUUGUUCUGCAGGAGACCAAGUGCAGAAAGAGCGACGUACGACAGAUGAAUGAAAGUACACUCGCCAUUCGUGGAGAGAAGGUUCCGUCGCGAAAUGUAGGCGGUGUUGGUUUUGUUGUGCAUCCAUCUGUCGUCCAUCUCGUCGAUUCUCACGAGAUCCUGUCACCUCGUGUGGCCAUUCUUCGCCUCCGCCCUCUGCGCCAAAAAUCCAUCAGUAUCAUCAACUGCUAUUCACCAACAUCAGCAGCUGAUGAUUCCGAAUUGGACGUGUUUUACGAGGAGCUGGAGGAAGUAGUCCGCAACGAGAAGUCCUUUUACAAAUUCGUUGUCGGAGACUUCAACGCAAAACUAGGAAAGGCCACAGAAGAACAAUACAGGGUUGGAAGAUUUGGACUAGGGGACCGGAAUGAAAAUGGCAACCGUCUCGCCGGGCUGUUGUCCGCCGCUCGCCUCUUUCAUGGGAACUCUCUUUUCAUGAAAAAAGAUCAUCUGGUUCUGAUCAAUCUUCGUGCGAAAAUACGACUUAGCCACACGAUGGAAAAGAACAUCUGCUAUCGGCAACGAAGGAGAAAAGAAGUCGUCUACGACGAUUGCGUACUCGAGGACUCCCUGUCCCAAGGUGACUGGCACAUCGAGGAGGACCCAAACGUGGACUACGAGAUGCUGCUCAGAGGAUUACCAGCCUAUGCUGAACGUGCCUCGAAGUCGCGCACGACAAACUUGGAUCGAAUUUCGAAGACCAAAAAGGAAUUAAAAGCGUUGCAGGAGGAUCCUUCGAAAUACAAGCCGAAGAAGAUUCUGGAAGCAGCAAAAAGAAGAGUGAGUCUAAAGAAGUGCCGCAGGGAUCUCCGCGAAUAUAAUAUUCCGCUAGCAGCCUUGCUGAGCGAAGACGGGACUCGCACGUCUUCUCAUCGUGAGAUGGAAAUCAUUACGGAGAGGUUCUACUCGAACCUUUUCCGUUCAUCAACUCCUGUGCCAAGCCCAAUCAUCCCCACUGGCGAAGCUCCACCACGGAUUCUCCCUUCGGAAGUACGAGUCGCUAUCAAGAGCAUGAAACCUGGCACAGCCGCCGGACCUGAUUUUAUAUCAGCAGACUUUCUUCGGGCCGGUGGCCAUCCGCUUCAUGUAAUCUUAGCAGCGCACAUGACAUCCUAUCUUCAGAAAGAAAGGAUCCCAGACCAGUGGAAGACCUCGCGAACCGUUCUUAUCCACAAGAAAGGUGACCGAGAGGACCUUCGGAACUACCGUCCGAUAUGCUUGCUGAGCGUGUUAUACAAAGUAUUCACCAAGAUCAUCCUCACACGCAUAUCUAGGACGCUGGAUGAAGCCCAGCCUCAAGAACAAGCUGGAUUCCGCCAAGGGUUCAGCUGCUUGGACCACAUCCAGACCGUGUCGAAGGUCAUAGAGGUUUGCCGGGAAUACCGCCUGCCCCUUCUUCUAACCUUCGUCGACUAUGAGAAAGCCUUUGACAGCGUAGAAACGAAUGCGAUACUGUCAGCGCUGGUCGAUCAAGGUGUGGACGCGUCGUAUGUGAGGACAUUAGUCAAUUGCUAUGAACAAUGCACGACUAGGAUACAGCUUUUCCACCGCCCCCUCACCAUACCCAUUGGAAAGGGGGUGCGACAAGGCGAUACUAUAUCGCCGAAGUUCACGUUCACGGCUGCAUUGCAGUGGAUAAUGAAAUCACUAUCCUGGGAAGAAAGGGGCAUACGUGUUGACGGAAGAUUUCUCUCGAACCUUCGUUUCGCGGACGACAUCGUUCUCUUUUCGAACAGUACCAAUGAAGCAGAAACGAUGCUCAACGAAUUGAACGAAGCAGGGAAGAGAAUAGGACUACGAACAAACAGAAAGAAGACACAGUUCAUGAAGAACGCCCACUGCGAGGACGGAGGAGUACAACUUGAAGGCUCCCAAAUCGUGGAAACUCCGUCAUACGUAUAUCUCGGACGUUCUAUGAACAUGGAAAACGACUUGAAGGAAGAACUAAAUAGAAGAAUGAGAGCAGCAUGGGCAGCAUUCGCAGCCGUCAGGGAAGCUACGGACCAACUGACGGACCAAGAUCUUCGUGCACAUCUGUUCGACUCGACAGUCCUUCCAUCGCUCUGUUACACAGCGGAGACGUGGGCAGACACCGCGGCCACGUCUAGGAAGCUACUUACUACCCACAGAGCCCUUGAGAGAUGUCUCCUGAAGUUUAACCGGCGCACACAACACCUUGCCGGUCUUCGUAGCUCCGACUUAAGAGAAAUGUCCCGUCUUCGCAACCCAGCGGAAUAUGUAUCGAAAGCAAAACAUAGAUGGGCCGGUCACAUCAUGAGAAGAAUCGACGAUAGAUGGACUAAAAGAACGCUAGAGUGGAUCCCAAGGGACGCUAAACGCCCCCGAGAGAGAACGCCAACGAGAUGA